AUGGGAACUAAUAUUAAUAAACCAGCGAAUAUACUCGGAGGUUCAUGCGAAUUUGCGGCUGAAACUGGACCAAGAGCUGCUUGCAAGCAUUUGGCGGCGUUAUGCUUCUCGCUACUUGAUUACGAUCGAAAUAAACUAUACGAAGCGUGUACUCAACGUCAGCUGCGUACCAAAUACAAACAACAAUCAACAGCAACAGCCUUCUUUCUACUGCCACAAAAACAAAAUUCAGAAUUUCUUCCUAUCCCAUCACGCAUUACUGGUCGUAUCUUCAUUUCUGAAAUAGAGAUCAUCGCCACGACGUUGACAAAGUGUUACGCAGACAACAUCUAUCUUUCAUAUACUGACAUUUCGUCGCUUGAGCAAGCAACUCGUAGACAAGCGUCAUCAACUCAUUGGCACGAAGCAAGAAAGCUACACAUCUCAAGUGAGUUAUUCCAAGCAUCAGAAAUAUUUGUGGUAUCAUCAAGUAAUUUUUAUUUAAGCAUCGAUGUUCACGAUGUUGCUAUUCAAAAGGAAGACUUCACCGAACUUGCCCAAUCUAUUAUUGCACAUCGGUCAAAAAUUGGAAUUAAUACUGUAACGUGUCCUUGUGGAUUAAUCGUGGAUCCUGUUACAACUCAUCUAUGGUGUAGUCCUGACGCUCUGGUCAUGGAGAACUUUAAUAACACGACAAACUAUGGACUUGUGGAACGUAAAUGCGUCUAUGCCAAUCCUGGUGAUAGUUGGAACGCCUUAAUGGUCUGCCGUGAACAUUUCUGUCUGGAAAGAUCUAAUGGUCAACUUCAUUUACGUACGGAUCAUCCCUACUACUAUCAGCUCAUCACUAUAAUGGGUGUCUCCAAUCAACCAUGGAUUGAUUUAUGUGUCUUGGAAAAUGAUGAAGUUCGCAUCGAACGAUUUUAUCCUGAUGCGAACAUUUGGUCGACAAUAAGAAAGAGGCUCACUGGCUUUUACUUCAAUGUCUUCCUGGAAGAAGUUUCAAAGACGCGACCUGUUUUCUUCUCUAUAUGUAAUGUAUUUGAUACUAGUUUUGUUGGAAUAAAUUUGUUUUCGUACGAAAAAAGUACUUAUCCUUAA
Adineta ricciae is the source of this 1080-nucleotide messenger RNA. The record is from the annotation of a GenBank genome assembly. NCBI's taxonomy places the organism in Eukaryota, Metazoa, Rotifera, Eurotatoria, Adinetida, Adinetidae.